Molecule: messenger RNA, 738 nt
Organism: Trypanosoma cruzi
Lineage: Eukaryota; Euglenozoa; Kinetoplastea; Trypanosomatida; Trypanosomatidae
Exons: 1
Coding region: 1-738 (245 amino acids)
Biological process (GO): microtubule cytoskeleton organization
Cellular component (GO): cytoplasm
Source: RefSeq, a predicted model, not a curated record
AUGCUCGGCUCCGGCAAAAGCAGCGGUAUGGUGAAUGAGGCCACCAACUUGAAGGCCAACCAGAACCUGACGUCUGCGAUAGCGGAGAUGGGGACGAAGGAAUACAUGAGUAAUCGCGACAUGGACGAUGUUGUCCCCACUCACCGCCGCCGGAUGGAAGAGAAGCCGCGGGAUAACGGUGUGCCUGUGUACGACCCCGUCGCCGAAAAGGAGCGGGAGAAGCAGGAGCGCGGAGCCGUGCCCCGAGACAUCGUCGAACGCGAUGAUGACGAUGAUGACGCGGAACUGCUGGAGCUCCGCCGCAGACGUGUGGCGCAGAUGCAGCGGCAGCAGACAAAAGAGGUGGAGUGGCGUCAAAAACAACAUGGCGAGUACCGUGAGAUAUCACAAGAUGAGUUUUUUGGCAUUGUGGUGCGGGAGAAGGGCGGUAGUGAUGACGUCUGCGUGCACUUUUAUCACAAGGACUUUGAAACAUGUCGUGUGGUGGACUACCGUCUCUCAGAGUUGGCGCGAACAGUGUUAAGCGUGAAGUUUGUAAAAAUAGACGCAGAGAAGUCGCCGUUCCUCGUGGAACGACUGCGCAUUAAGACACUGCCGUGCUGUGUGCUGUUCCACAACGACGUGGCGGUGGACCGGAUUUACGGCUUUGACGGCUGCAUGACGGAGGACGGAACACUCGACCCCGUCUUGCUACGCGACCGCAUUGUGCGCGCCACUAACCCCGGACCAGAGGAGUGA